Andrographis paniculata is the source of this 2164-nucleotide messenger RNA. Its product is annotated as heterogeneous nuclear ribonucleoprotein 1-like. The transcript has 3 exons. Gene Ontology annotation, molecular function: RNA binding. The record is from RefSeq and is a predicted model, not a curated record. NCBI's taxonomy places the organism in Eukaryota, Viridiplantae, Streptophyta, Magnoliopsida, Lamiales, Acanthaceae. The coding region runs from base 407 to 1780 and encodes 457 amino acids.
UCUAUAUAUGCAUAGAAAUUCAUUCACGUAUUUGGUUGUGUCGUCGUCUCCAUUUCUUCGGUGUGGGAGCAGCCACAGAGCGCUCUCUGUGUGGCUUCAAACCCAAUCUGCGGAGAGACGGGCCGCCAUAACCGCUAAUCUGUUAUACUGCAACUCUACUCUAUAAAUCUCUCCCAAUUCCGGCAGAAAAACGAAAAAAUAAUUAAUAAAAGAUUGGAUUUUGGAAGGAAUAACGGAGCGGAGGAAAGGGGGAGAGAAAGCGCGAGUGUCUGUCGUCUCCCGGCGGCGCCUGCUUCUCCUCUCGGAUCUUCAAUCGACUCCGGUUGUUUUUUUAGAUUUUGAUUUUGGUUUUUCGAACUUCAAGCUGGAUGAUUAGUUGGAGUUUGUUCAAUUUAGGUGUGACCUAAUGGAGAUGGAUCCUGGGAAGCUGUUCGUUGGGGGAAUUUCAUGGGAGACGAAUGAAGAUCAUCUUCGAGAGUAUUUUGGAGCUUUUGGCGAAGUUGUGGAAGCUGUUGUGCUGAGGGAUCGCUCCACUGGACGCUCCCGGGGGUUCGGUUUUGUUGUUUUCGCCGAUGCUUCUGCAGCUGAAAGAGUUGUCAAGCUUAGGCACAUCAUCAAUGGCAGAACUGUCGAGGCAAAGAAGGCCGUUCCGAGGGACAACAACCAAAGCUCUACCAGAACAACGGGAAGCACCCAAGCAUCGUCGUCACCCAGCCCUGUCCGAACAAAAAAGAUUUUUGUCGGAGGAUUGGCUAGCACCGUCACCGAGAGUGACUUCAAGGCGUACUUUGAACAGUUCGGGACAAUAACCGAUGUAGUCGUGAUGUACGAUCAUAACACGCUGAGGCCUCGAGGCUUUGGAUUCAUAACAUAUGACUCCGAGGAGGCAGUCGACAAAGUUCUUGUCCGACCCUUUCAUGAACUUAAUGGGAAAUUGGUCGAGGUCAAGCGAGCCGUUCCGAAAGAGCUUUCUCCGGGGCCUACGCGAAGCCCGUCCACCGGUAGUCUCAACAAUGGCCUGAAUAGAGAUAUCAGUCUCUUGAAUGCUUACGCUCGACAAGGAUAUGGAACAAGAACGGAUGCUCGGUUUAGCCCCGGAAUAAACAUAAAUCGAAGUGGAUAUUCUUAUCCUUCGUACAACCUCAGAAAUCAGAGCUCGGGGCUUAACAUGGACUCGGGAUUCGAUCUGAACUACGCCCUCGCCGGAGAUUCUGGUUUAGGAUACCGACGAGGGAUGAACUCUUACUUAAGCAGGAAUUCUGAUAAAUACGAUUCCUUCUUGAAUGCUGCGGAUCGAAAUAUUUGGGGGAACGGUGAUCAUAGUUAUGGAGCGACGGGAAACGAUCUUUUUACCUCUCGAAUUGGAAACGCCGGUGUUCUUGGACGAAUCGGGGAUGGUAUAUGGAACAGAUCAUCGUCUUCUUCCAUGAGUAAGUUCGGCAAUAAUAUUUAUGGCUACGGCUACGGCGACAACAGCAUUCUCGACAUGGAGAAUUAUUACACCCGAAAAAACUUCGGAGGCCCUGUUGGUACAACGUUGUCAUCAUCGAGCAACAGCUUUCGCGGAAACAAUUCUUCGUUCUAUUCAGGCGAUGCGUGGAGCCUUUUGUCUCCGGAGGUGGUCGAGCCUUUCGCAAGAUUUGGUGCGAACGGUGGUGCAACAAUGAACGGUGGUGCGACAAUGAACGAGCCGGUUGGAUACGGCAGGAAUUAUGGCAUUGCGGCUGCAUCGAACAAAGGUAACUCUAACUCUAACUCUAACUCGACUGUGUUCGUUUGAUGUCGAUCGGGUAGUUGUUUGGUUGUUUAUGCCUAGAAAAGAACACGGUGUUUGCCCGUAAAAUUUGCAUGAUAUAGACGACGAGGAAGGAGUGAUGAUGAUGGGGGAUUUGUGUUGUGAAACAGGAAUUGCAGCGUAGGAAGAAAAAACACACCAAAUAGUAAACUACACAAGCCACAGUAAGGUUUUAUUUUUCUUCUUGUUCUUCUUUUUUGGAUGAGUAGAGAGAGAAAGAGAUAUGUUUGUUUUUUUGGUGGUUGUUUUUAGGGAUAUAUAUAAAUAGAGAGAGAGAGGGUUUUGCGGUUCUUUGUAUGUUUAUUUGGAUUGGAUGGAUGGAAUUAUAUGAAUUAUGAAAUGGGAUUUAAGAUGAUGAAUUGAUUUGUU